Messenger RNA from Rubroshorea leprosula, 2530 nucleotides. NCBI's taxonomy places the organism in Eukaryota, Viridiplantae, Streptophyta, Magnoliopsida, Malvales, Dipterocarpaceae. The record is from the annotation of a GenBank genome assembly.
AACUUUCCAAAAAGCCCCUUAUCAACCUAAACUCAUCAUGCCUCCUAGAAGACAAAAUCCUUCUCGUCAACGAGCUGUUCGGGACAUAGAAAUGGAAGAACUAUGUCAACAAAUUCAAAGGCUUCAAGAAAGACUCGAAGCUUUUGAGGGACAGCAACCUCAACACCCGCAAGAUGAACCACAUGAGUCAGAGAAAGAUACUGAUGACGAGAAUCCCUUCCAUAACCUAAGGGAUAAUGAAAGCUCAUCAUCAACAAAAAAAGUUCGUCGUCGACGUCGUCCCCAACAAAAUGCUGCUCCCAAAUCCACUGACCUUGGAAUCAAAAUUGAUAUUCCAGAUUUUGAAGGUCGCCUUCAACCAGAUAAAUUUAUCGACUGGUUGCACACUGUGGAGCGUGUGUUUGAACUCAAGGAUAUUCCUGACGACAAGCGUGUGAAGCUCGUCGCCAUCAAAUUAAAGAAGCAUGCAUCCAUUUGGUGGGAGAAUCUCAAAUGUAGUCAAGAAAGAGAAGGCCGCAACAAAAUUAGAACUUGGGAGAAAAUGCGUUGGGAAUUCACUCGUAAGUUUUUACCUGACCGUUACUACCAAGAUAAUUUUGUUAAAUUUCAUAACUUGCAACAAAAAUCUUUGACUGUGGAAGAAUAUACUAUGGAGUUCAAACAAUUAAUGAUGAAGUGUGAUGUUCAGGAAAAGGACGAGCAAACCAUAGCUCGAUAUCUUGGAGGGUUGGACUAUGACAUUUCCAAAGUUGUUCAACUUCAACAAUAUUGGACUUUGGAUGAUGUAAUUCGGCUAGCAUUGAGGGUUGAAAAGCAAAUCUCAAAGAAGAAAAUCAUUAGUGCUUCAAAACCGUGGGAUUUUGGAGCCAGCAAAGGGACUCAAGCCUCAAAAACUACUGCUAAGACCCUUGCCAAGAUUGAGAAGGAAGAGAGUUGUCACCAUUAUCAGAGGAGAAAUUCCUUAAGCUCAGAAGAUGAAGCAGAAAAGGAGCAAAAUGAUGAAACUGAGUCACCCCAACUUGAGGAAGAACUCAUCCCAGCUGACCAUGGAGAAUCUUUGGUUGUGCGUCGUAGUCUACAUGCUACCAUAACCAAGGAUGAAGAUUGGCUUCGACAUAACAUCUUUUACACCAUAUGCACUUCUCGAGGGAAAGUCUGCAAUGUCAUCAUUGACAGUGGAAGUUGUGAGAAUGUUGUGUCAAAUUAUAUGGUUGAAAAGCUAGGUCUGCCUGUCAAAGAUCAUCCCCAUCCAUACAAGUUACAAUGGCUACGAAAGGGAAACAAGGUAAAAGUAACCAAAUGUUGCCUUGUCUCUUUUUCUAUUGGCAACAGGUACCAAGAUGAAGUAUGGUGUGAUGUUAUUCCUAUGGAUGCUUGUCACUUGUUACUUGGUCGCCCUUGGCAAUUUGACCGAAAGGCUAUCCAUGAUGGCGAUGCCAACACCUACUCGUUUGUGAAAGAUGGUGUGAAGGUCAAGCUCACUCCCUUGAAGCCUGAAGAAACACUUGAAAAGAAGGAUGAGGACAAGGCUUUAAUCUCCAGAUCAACCUUUCAGAGGUUGCACCAAGAGUCGGGGAUAGCAUGUCUCUUACUAUUAUCCAAAGUAAAUGAUACCACCUGCCCUUUUUCAGAAGAAAUUCGAUUUUUCCUUGAAGAAUUUUCUGAUGUUGUUCCUAACGAGAUCCCUCUUGGAUUACCACCAAUGAGAGACAUUCAACAUGCCAUUGAUUUCAUCCCAGGAUCUGUCAUCCCAAACAAGCCUGCUUAUCGAAUGAACCGUCAAGAGUAUGCGGAACUUCAACGACAAGUCAAAGAACUGAUGGAGAAAGGACUUGUCAAGGAAAGUGUUAGCUCAUGUGCCGUGCCUGUGCUACUCGUCCCAAAGAAAGAUGGAACUUGGAGAAUGUGUGUAGAUACUAUUGUCUUCUCAAAGAUUGAUUUGAGAAGUGGAUAUCACCAGAUUCGAACGUGUCCCGGUGAUGAAUGGAAGAUAGCAUUCAAAACUAGAGAUGGUUUGUACGAGUGGACGGUGAUGCCAUUCGGAUUGUCAAAUGCUCCCAGCACUUUCAUGCGCUUUAUGAACCAGGAGCACUUAGACCAUCUUCGACAAGUUUUUGAAGUCCUUAGAGAACAGAAACUUUAUGCUAAUCUCAAGAAAUGUUCAUUCCUCACUACAAGUGUGACAUUUCUUGGAUACAUCAUCACUACUCAAGGUAUCAAGAUGGACCCCAAUAAGAUUGAUGCUAUUGUCAACUGGCCUACACCAACAUCAAUGCAUGAUGUUCGAAGCUUCCAUGGCCUGGCAUCUUUUUACCGGAGAUUCAUCAAGAAUUUUAGUUCUAUUGUUGCCCCUAUUACUGACAGCCUUAAGGGUGACAAAUUUUCAUGGAGUGACAAAGCCUAACAGAGUUUUGAAGAAUUAAAGAGAAAGCUCACUGAAACCUCUGUACUUGCACUUCCCAACUUUGACCUAAUGUUUGAAGUAGAUUGUGAUGCUUCUAAUGUUGGAAUUGGUGCAGUGUUAAGUCAA